Molecule: messenger RNA, 843 nt
Organism: Choloepus didactylus (southern two-toed sloth)
Lineage: Eukaryota; Metazoa; Chordata; Mammalia; Pilosa; Megalonychidae
Gene: SIX6
Product: SIX homeobox 6
Exons: 2
Coding region: 103-843 (246 amino acids)
Biological process (GO): eye development; regulation of transcription by RNA polymerase II
Cellular component (GO): transcription regulator complex; nucleus
Molecular function (GO): RNA polymerase II cis-regulatory region sequence-specific DNA binding; DNA-binding transcription factor activity, RNA polymerase II-specific
Source: RefSeq, a predicted model, not a curated record
GAGGAGAGCCUGGCUCACCCAGCCAGGCCUGCGAACGUCUGCUGCGGGUCCUCCCACUCCGGGCUGGGCGCCGCUGCCGCUGCCGCUACCGGCGCUGCCUCGAUGUUCCAGCUGCCCAUCUUAAAUUUCAGCCCCCAGCAAGUGGCCGGGGUAUGCGAGACCCUGGAGGAGAGCGGCGACGUGGAGCGCCUGGGUCGCUUCCUCUGGUCGCUGCCAGUAGCCCCCGCAGCCUGCGAGGCCCUCAACAAAAAUGAGUCGGUGCUGCGCGCGCGAGCCAUCGUGGCCUUUCACGGUGGCAACUACCGCGAGCUGUACCACAUCCUGGAGAACUAUAAGUUCACCAAGGAGUCACACGCCAAGCUGCAGGCGCUGUGGCUGGAAGCACACUACCAGGAAGCUGAGAAGCUGCGCGGACGACCCUUGGGACCGGUGGACAAAUACCGUGUGAGGAAGAAGUUCCCACUGCCGCGCACCAUUUGGGACGGCGAGCAGAAGACACACUGCUUCAAGGAGCGCACGCGGCAUCUGCUACGGGAGUGGUACCUGCAGGACCCGUACCCCAACCCUAGCAAAAAGCGUGAGCUUGCCCAGGCAACCGGACUGACACCCACGCAGGUGGGCAACUGGUUCAAAAACCGCCGACAAAGGGAUAGGGCGGCGGCAGCCAAGAACAGGCUCCAGCAGCAGGUCCUGUCGCAGGGGUCCGGGCGGGUGUUACGGGCCGAGGAGGAGGGCACGCCCGAGGUGCUAGGCGCUGCCGCGAGCCCAGCUGCCAGCCUGUCCAGCAAGGCAGCCACUUCAGCCAUCUCCAUCACAUCCAGCGACAGUGAGUGCGACAUCUGA